Molecule: messenger RNA, 1579 nt
Organism: Sinocyclocheilus rhinocerous
Lineage: Eukaryota; Metazoa; Chordata; Actinopteri; Cypriniformes; Cyprinidae
Gene: treh
Product: trehalase (brush-border membrane glycoprotein)
Exons: 14
Coding region: 80-1579 (499 amino acids)
Biological process (GO): trehalose catabolic process
Molecular function (GO): alpha,alpha-trehalase activity
Source: RefSeq, a predicted model, not a curated record
CUGUGCAUCAGAUGCCUGACGUGUGUUUGUUGCCACCAGUCAGAUCUACUGCACUGGAGAAGUCCUGCGACAGGUCCAGAUGGCGAAACUCUUUGAUGAUGACAAGUACUUUGUAGAUAUGAAGUUGACUACAGCUCCUGAGGUCGUUGUGGAGGCUUUUGCCAAUCUGAGCUCAGGGUUCCCAAACAAGACCAUCCCAUCCUCAGAGCUACAGAAGUUUCUGCAAACAUACUUUGAAGAGCCGGGUAAGGAGUUCGAGCAGUGGACUCCUCCAGACUGGCAUUCAAAACCAACAUUCUUGUCCAGGGUUUCUGACUCAAAAUAUCGCAGUUGGGCUGAAGAACUGCACAGUUUAUGGAAGUCCCUUGGUCGAAAGAUCCGUGAUGAUGUCAGAGACCACCCAGAGCUGUACUCACAGAUUUACACCCCACACCCAGUCGUCGUGCCUGGUGGCCGUUUUAGGGAACUCUAUUACUGGGACUCAUAUUGGGUAAUAAAUGGUCUCCUUUUGUCAGAGAUGACAGAGACGGCUCGAGGAAUGAUUCUGAACUUUGUGUACCUGGUGGAAAGAUACGGCUUUGUCCCAAACGGUGGUCGUGUUUAUUACGAGCGGCGUAGUCAGCCUCCCUUCCUUCCGCUAAUGGUGGAAAGUUUCUAUGAGGUCACCGGAGACAAAGACUUCCUCAGGCAGGUUUUGCCAGCACUGGAAACAGAGUACAGCUUUUGGAUGCAGAAUCGCUCUCUUGCUGUGGCGAUGAGUGGACUGACUCACAUCCUGAAUCGAUAUAAUGUACCAGUGGACAGGCCGAGACCUGAGUCGUACAGUGAUGAUGUAGAACUGGCUGAGGGCCUGUCAGCAGAGGCUCAGAAGAAACUUUGGAUAGAACUGACAUCUGGUGCAGAGUCAGGCUGGGAUUUCUCUUCUCGCUGGUAUAUAGACAGCACAGGCAGAAACAACGGCACCCUGAGCGACACACAGACAAGCUCCAUCCUGCCUGCUGACCUCAAUGCCAUUAUGUGCCGCAAUGAGCGUCUGCUGGCCUCCUUCCACAGGAUUCUGGGUAAUGAAGAGGAGGCAGUGGAAUAUGAGAAGGCACUUUCUGCUAGAAUUAAAGUGGUUGAAAGUCUAUUGUGGGAUGCAGAAAGAGGAGCCUGGUUUGAUUUCAGCCUGGUGAACGAGACCCGGCACCUGUCUUUCUACCCAUCUAACCUGGCGCCUCUCUGGGCACAAUGUUACUCUAACCCAGAAAUGGCCAAUCAGGCUGUGCAGUACCUGAUGGGUAGUGGAGGUCUGGACUAUCCUAACGGGGUUCCCACCUCUCUUAGUGAAAGUGGGCAGCAGUGGGACAUGCCCAACGCCUGGCCUCCGCUUCAACACAUGAUUAUAGAGGGUCUCUCCAGGCUCGAUUCGGCCCACGCUAAAGAGCUCGCCUUCAGAUUGGCCGAACGGUGGAUUCAGACCAACUGGCGGGCGUAUAUCAAAUAUGAGGCCAUGUUUGAGAAGUACGAUGUCAACGGUGAUGGAAAGCCCGGAGGAGGUGGCGAGUAUGAAGUUCAGGUCAAUGAGUGGUCCAUUUGA